This is a messenger RNA of Episyrphus balteatus (marmalade hoverfly), 1833 nucleotides long. Its product is annotated as probable 4-coumarate--CoA ligase 3. The transcript is spliced from 4 exons. The coding region runs from base 106 to 1749 and encodes 547 amino acids. The record is from RefSeq and is a predicted model, not a curated record. NCBI's taxonomy places the organism in Eukaryota, Metazoa, Arthropoda, Insecta, Diptera, Syrphidae. Gene Ontology annotation, biological process: fatty-acyl-CoA biosynthetic process; long-chain fatty acid metabolic process. Gene Ontology annotation, molecular function: long-chain fatty acid-CoA ligase activity.
AUGCACUUGUUUCUGAUUGCCAUUAAAGUUAGUGUCUCGGCAGGAGAUAGUUUUGUAUAAUCAUUCAAGUUUUUGAUAUUCAUCAUAUCGGUUAGAGCUCGUAAAAUGUGUAGUAAAAUUGUUGAAACGGGGACAUAUUUUGAUCCUGAAACAAGGAUAUGGACUGGUCCAAAACUUAAAAUGCAAUCUGGUGCAGAUGCUUCUUUGGGACGUUGUAUUGUUGAAAGCUUAUUGAAAUUACCUGACCAUAUUGCACAGAUCUGUGCCAACAAUGGAAAACAAUACACCAACGAACAAAUUCUUACCAUGAGCAUUCGAAUAGCUCAACAUCUUGAAGAUAUUGGCAUUCAACAAGAAGAUGUUAUAGGCAUUUGUGCUUCCAAUACGGACUUUCUAGCUCCAUUAGUAUUUGGAUCUCUGCUAUGUGGGACAAUUAUAAGUACUCUAGAUCCUUCAUUUGACAAAGAUGGCGUUCGACAUAUAUUUAGCAUAACUAAACCAAAAAUCAUGUUUUGUGAUGGCGGCGAAGUGUAUCAGAUCGUUAAAGAAUCAUUGGCAGAAAUUGAUCCAUCCAUUCCAAUCUAUACAAUAAAAAAUCAUUUUGAAGGAGUUAGAAGAAUCGAAGAACUCAUUGUUUCUACAGGAAAGGAAGCUUCAUUCAUCGUGAAACCAUUGAAAAGAGGAAGCAGCCAAACAGCUCUAAUCUUGUGUUCAUCUGGAACCACAGGACUACCCAAAGGCGUUUGUAUGUCCCAUGAGAGCCUUAUGAACUCAUUAAUUUUUUCCUUAAACCCAGAUGACAAAUUGCUUGGAUUUAGUACUAUAUAUUGGGUUUCUGGAAUUAUUUGUCUCGUUCAUGGCACCAUGAAUAAUUGUACUAGAGUCAUAACUGAUCAAAAGUUCUCACCCGAAUUAUUUCUCAAAAUAAUUGAACAAUACAAAAUUACUGCAGUCUUUACUCCACCAUCACAAAUGGCUAUGGCCGUCCAAUGUCCAGACAUAUCGAAGAGGGACUUAAGAUCUUUAUUGACAUACAUUUGUGGUGGGAGUGCUGUUCCAUUUGCAGUUGUACAAGAAUUUUCCCAACACGUAAAAGACUGCCAAAUGAUUAUUGGCUAUGGCAUGAGUGAACUUUCUGGUGGAUGUUGCUUUGGCAUUCCGACAAAGGCUGGUGAAAAUGGCAAGUUAAUGCCCAAUAUGACAGUCAAAAUUAUCGAUGAUAAUGGUAAACAACUUGGAAUUGGUGAAAUGGGUGAAAUUUGUAUAAAAAGCCCCUUUAAUUGGGCUGGAUAUUUGGGUAAUCCGACAGCUACAAGUCAGAUUUACCAUCAAGAUGGAUACAUUUAUUCGGGUGAUAUUGGUUAUUUCGAUGAAAGCGGUUCUUUGCUGAUUGUUGACCGAAAAAAAGAUAUCAUGAAAUACAAUAAUUUCCAUUUUUCGCCAAGUGAGAUUGAAGAGGUUAUUAUACAAAUUCCAGAUGUUGUGGAGGUGUGUGUUUGCGGAAUUCCUGAUAUUAUUUCAAGCUUUUUACCAGCUGCUGCUGUUGUUAAAGUUCCGGGUAGUAGUUUAACUGAAAAUGAUAUUGCUCAAUAUGUAGCUGAGAGGAUGGCGCACUUUAAACACUUGCAUGGAGGAGUGUACUUCUUGGAUUCGUUGCCAAAAACUGCUUCAGGGAAAAAUAUUCGAGCCAAAGUUACCAAAAUUUUAGAAUCUUUAUAUGAUCAAAGAAAAGAAAAAUCAUUUGCAUAGACAAACAUGUUGAUGAUUAAAUUGUCUCAAGUUAGAAAUAAUUUGUGAGUUAAAGUAAAUAAAAUUGAUAAAUUGUUGGUUUAA